GAAAUACUUUAAAUAAAUCCUUCGCUUACCAGCUUCCGGUUUUUGAUUGACCUUGAAAGUCACAUGACUGUCAUGUGACACAUUUGUACACCAUUACUACUUCCGGGUUUUGUGAAAUAUAAAAAUGUGUAAGGAAUGUGUGAAAGAUUCCUUCCCUGAGCGGAACACAACUUGUUUAGAAAAUGGCUCAUAUUGGAUGAACUUUACACAUUGUGCCAAGUGCCAGGCAGGAAAGGAUACCAUAAAAAUUACAGAACGAUCUGAGGAGCAUGGAGAUGAGGGGGAUGAAAUGAUCAAAUAUAAACACAUAUGUGAAAGAUGUGGACAUGUCAUAGCAGACCAUGAAUAUACAUUUUGUGUUUCAGAGGACUUCCAGGAGUACCAGAUGUUUUGUUUACUGUGUGGUCGAGGAGAAGACACUCGAAGUAUUUUACCAAAUGAUCCACGAUUUGGAGCUACAAUAUUCUGAGAUCAUAUCAUCACAUGGAAUGGAUGUACAUUUGAACCCAUCGAAGUGUCAGCCCAGUCAAAACAUGUAUUUUUGCACAGGACAACAUCUUUAACUCACAAGAUUAACCCUUUGUUAUGUGGAACAUAUCUUACAUCUUGAAUUCUGUGUAUGAGAAGUUGAAGCCACAAGACAAAACUGACCGACUGACUUAAUCUAUGCAUUUUAACAUAGGCUGUUUAACUUUUUAACCAUGAGCUUUAUAUUUAUGUUUACAAUACUUUGUAAGAGCAUGGGCUUUCAACUAGAAUUGAAAGCCCAUGGUAAGAGACAUC
Owenia fusiformis is the source of this 783-nucleotide messenger RNA. The record is from the annotation of a GenBank genome assembly. NCBI's taxonomy places the organism in Eukaryota, Metazoa, Annelida, Polychaeta, Sabellida, Oweniidae.